UCACGAAGGCCAAGCUCUCAGGCAAGUGGGAGGAGAGACACCGAGGAGGAGAAAGGUUUGCUAAGUAGGAAGCGCUGUGUGUGUGGGGUGACGUUUGCUGUCAGUGAACCUGAAACAAGAAACGGGGCAAAAGGCAGAUUCUCUAUCUCUCUCUCUCUCUCGUGGCCCGUCAAGAUCUAAGUCACCUUUUUGUUUUAUUUUGGGGGAGCGCGAGCAGUGUGUUUUUUUUUAUUCUCCCUCUCUCUAUUAUUUUACUCUGGUUACUAAUUCGCAGGAUGCAAGCCAUCAAGUGUGUGGUCGUCGGUGACGGAGCUGUGGGUAAAACCUGCCUCCUGAUCAGCUACACAACCAAUGCCUUUCCCGGAGAGUACAUCCCAACUGUAUUUGACAACUACUCCGCCAAUGUGAUGGUGGACGGGAAGCCGGUGAACCUGGGGCUGUGGGAUACUGCGGGGCAGGAGGACUACGACAGACUGCGACCACUCUCCUACCCCCAGACUGAUGUCUUCCUGAUCUGUUUCUCCCUGGUCAGCCCAGCGUCGUUUGAGAACGUUCGUGCCAAGUGGUACCCUGAGGUGAGGCACCAUUGCCCCAGCACCCCCAUCAUCCUGGUGGGCACCAAACUGGAUCUGAGGGACGAUCGCGACACCAUCGAGAAGCUGAAGGACAAGAAGCUUUCCCCCAUCACCUACCCCCAGGGCCUCGCCAUGGCCAAGGAGAUAGGGUCAGUGAAGUAUCUGGAAUGUUCCGCACUGACGCAGCGAGGCUUGAAAACUGUCUUCGACGAAGCCAUUCGGGCAGUGCUGUGCCCCCCCAUCACAGACAAGAAGCAAAAGAUUUGCAGACUUGUUUAACGAGCCAACCACCUUCACCGUGUCCAGAGCAGAGGAAUGUGUCGCUUCAGAAAGAGAA
Messenger RNA from Callorhinchus milii (elephant shark), 912 nucleotides. RefSeq names its product ras-related C3 botulinum toxin substrate 1. The transcript has 7 exons. The record is from RefSeq and is a predicted model, not a curated record. The coding region runs from base 276 to 854 and encodes 192 amino acids. Lineage: Eukaryota; Metazoa; Chordata; Chondrichthyes; Chimaeriformes; Callorhinchidae. Gene Ontology annotation, biological process: regulation of cell shape; small GTPase-mediated signal transduction; cortical cytoskeleton organization. Gene Ontology annotation, molecular function: GTPase activity; GTP binding; protein kinase binding. Gene Ontology annotation, cellular component: plasma membrane; cytoplasmic vesicle; cytoskeleton.